AGUUGUUAUAGCAUUUUCGUUAUAAUUUUGCAAAUUUCUUAUCACUUUAUAUUUUUAUUGUUAUAAUUUUAUUAUUGUGAAAUUAAAUAUCUGGUUGCAAUUAUGAAACGAAAACGAGGCCAAACAAUACAUAGCGAAGCCCGAAAUAUAAUCCGCAAUGUAAUACGAAAAUGCGAUGAAGAAGCACGUAAAGGUCAGUUCCUUUAUCCACUUCAGCAAGCAAAUCUCCGUGCUUCAGAAUAUGUGGGAGUAUCUGUUAGAACUAUCAGCCGUAUCCGAAAGGAGGACUCAAUGAUUGGAGAAGAUGAAUCGCUACCAUCACCAGGAAAGAAACGUCCAAAAAGUGAUGAUAACAAAUUUCAUUGCUCGAUUGAGGACCAAACAAUUAUCAGAAACACUAUUUAUGAUUUUUAUACGAUAAUGAAAGUUAUGCCAACAGGCAAUAAAUUAUUAUCGGCCAUCCAAGAGAAGAUCGAUUUUCCAUGGGCAGUAACAAGUCUUUAUAGAUUACUUAAACGUAUGGGAUUUACAUGGAAAAAAACCCAUAGCAUUAGAAGGGUAUUAGUCGAAAAUCCAAAUAUUGUAGGAUUGAGAUCAAAAUAUCUAGAAGCAAUGGAAUAUCAUAGAAAUCAAAAUAAGAGUAUAGUUUACAUUGGCGAAACAUGUGUGGAUAAUAUCGCAUGUUUUCAUCAGUGCUGGGAAGGUCAGGACAAUUUAAAAACUACAAAAAUUACCAACCCACCACAUAGAUGCAAUAUUGUUCAUGCUGCAGGGAAGGAUGGUUUCAUAAAGGGAACAGAUUUAAUAUUCGAAUCUUGUUCAACAACUGAUGACUACCGCAGACAAAUGAUAGCAGCAAAUUUUGAAAAAUGGUUUACUGAAAAAUUGUUGCCUAAUAUCCCUCCAAAAUCUGUGAUAGUUAUGGGUGACAUUCCUUAUCAUUUAGAUCAACUGAAAAAACCACCUUCAAAAUAUUCUGCAAAGAAAGAAGUAAUCCAAUGGUUAACAGAAAAUAAUAUUCCACAUGGAUCUGACAUGAGAAAAUAUCAAUUGUUCGAACUCGUGGAAAGUAACAAAAAAUUAGAGAAAAGUUCUAAAGUGGAUGAAUUAUUAAAACUACAUGAGCACAUUAUAUUACGAAUACCACCACAUAUGCAUGACUUGAACCCUAUGGAUUUGGCUUGGUCUCAAAUAAGAUGUAAAAUACAAGAAAGUAAUACAUUCCUAUUAGCAAACAAUGAUUUAAAAGCAGAUGUGAUUGAGGCAAUUAAUGAAGUAAAACUGGCAGAUUGGCAAAGUUUCUGGACACACAUAGAACAAUUGGAGACAGAAUAUUUGCAAAAAGACAGAAUAAUAGAAGAAACUAUAGAUAAUUUAGGAAUCAUGAGUAGUGACUCAGAAAGUGAGUCUGAAAGGAGUACAUCGUCUGAGGAUGAGUAAGGGUAAUUCAAGAAAUCAAGGACUCUGGCUGGAAUGGACUAUUUAAUAUGUUUGCUACUAGUACCAUAUAUAUACAACACUUUCGUUUUUCCCAAAGAAGGUUUUAAAUAGUUGUUUCAUAUACUUUAAAACAGAUAAAAAUUAAAUGUCCAACUGAGAACUAGUAGAGAACAUGUUAAAUUUUGUAUGUAUGCAUGUGUGUGUUUAUAUCUUUAAAGAAUGUAUUAAAUAUUUAUUUUG
Messenger RNA from Megachile rotundata (alfalfa leafcutting bee), 1680 nucleotides. RefSeq lists its product as uncharacterized. The record is from RefSeq and is a predicted model, not a curated record. NCBI's taxonomy places the organism in Eukaryota, Metazoa, Arthropoda, Insecta, Hymenoptera, Megachilidae. Gene Ontology annotation, molecular function: nucleic acid binding.